AUGGCUCGUCUGCGAAGAAGGACUUGUGUGGCUCUGUUUCUAAUCACUCUUUUUGUGCUUGGAACUAUGAUGGGAUUAAGAACUCUCAAACCAAGUGAUGGAUUCUCGAAUUUGUCCGCCGGGGUUGACGUGUUGCCGGUAAUAGCCGAUAAAGUUAAUAGGCGCUCCGUCACAAAUGUCCUGCCCUCGUUCGGUCAAGCACACAUAGAAUCAAGCAACACAAAACUAGCGGGGUCAAACUCUAGUCCGGAGAAGGGUAUAUUCUAUGAUGUUCAUAUCUUUUACUACAUGUGGUAUGGGAACCCAGAGAUGGAUAAGAGAUACCUGCAUUGGGACCACAUAUUGGUACCUCACUGGGACCCCAAAAUUGCUGCCAGCUAUCCAAAAGGAAAGCAUGCACCACCAGAGGACAUUGGCUCUAGUUUCUACCCUGAACUGGGGCCAUACAGCUCGAGGGACCCAGAGGUAUUGGAGUCACACAUGGAGCAAAUUGGAGAGGCAGCAGCAGGUGUUUUGGUGCUCUCGUGGUAUCCUCCGGGUUUUGCUGAUGGCAGUGGGGAACCCACUGAAGACCUGGUACCCUUGAUCCUCGAUGCAGCCCUCAGGCACAGUUUAAAGGUGGCAUUUCAUAUCCAGCACUACAAAGGAAGGACUGAUCAUAGUGUAUAUAACAGCAUCAAAUACAUCAUUGACAGGUAUGGAGAUCACAGUGCUUUUUAUCGCUUCACUACCAGCAAUGGGAAAGCCCUGCCUCUUUUCUACAUCUACGACUCAUACCUGACUCCUCCUGAGGCCUGGGCAGAAAUGCUGAGCCCCACUGGCUCCCACAGUCUGCGAGGCACGCUGUAUGACAGUGUCUUCAUCGCACUGAUUGUGGAGGAGCGGCACAAGCAUGACAUUCUCGCUGGGGGAUUUGAUGGGAUGUAUACUUACUUUGCUUCCAAUGGCUUCUCUUAUGGCUCCUUGCAUCAAAACUGGAAGGGCCUCAAGGCCUUUUGUGACAGCAGCAACCUGCUGUUCGUGCCAAGUGUGGGGCCCGGCUAUGUUGACACCAGCAUACGGCCCUGGAACAACCACAACACUCGCAACAGGGUGAAUGGUCGGUAUUAUGAGACUGCCCUGCAGGCUGUGCUGAAUGUGCGGCCCGAGAUCGUAACGGUUACCUCCUUCAAUGAAUGGCAUGAGGGUACACAGAUUGAAAGAGCAGUGCCUAAGAAGACUGUCACACGCUUGUAUCUGGACUAUCAGCCCUACAAGCCCAAUAUGUACCUGGAGCUGACCAGGAAAUGGGCAGAGAAGUUCAGUAAGGAGAAAGAGGAAUGGCUCAUGUGA
This is a messenger RNA of Electrophorus electricus (electric eel), 1332 nucleotides long. RefSeq names its product glycoprotein endo-alpha-1,2-mannosidase-like protein. NCBI's taxonomy places the organism in Eukaryota, Metazoa, Chordata, Actinopteri, Gymnotiformes, Gymnotidae. The record is from RefSeq and is a predicted model, not a curated record. Gene Ontology annotation, molecular function: alpha-mannosidase activity.